Messenger RNA from Symbiodinium pilosum, 757 nucleotides. The record is from the annotation of a GenBank genome assembly. NCBI's taxonomy places the organism in Eukaryota, Dinophyceae, Suessiales, Symbiodiniaceae.
GCACUUUAUGCUCGCUUUCGGCGGCUGGCGCCCUCAGGCUACUUGCUUCAGCAGCAGUUCCAGCAAACAAUGGGUGUCAUGGGCCUCACGGAUGACCACUUCCUGGUCGACCGGAUGUUCCAUGUGUUCGACACCGAUCAUGACGGCAAGCUGAGUUUCAUAGAGUUUGCGACCGCGCUUGCGGUCAUGAUCCGAGGAUCUGAGGACGAGAAAUUGGCGUUUAGCUUCCAGAUCGUUGCCGGCAAGGAGGAGGAGUUGAAGGAACCGGAACGACGUCCACCUUCGCCUAGUGCCCGCACUUGGGCCAGGGCAGGAGACCAGUGGGCGAUGCCUCUAGCUCCAUAUGUGGCUUUGGUUGUAGCGUUGGGCCUGGGCGUCGUCGCAGUCAUGGCCUGGCCUGGCGCAACAAAGUGUGAUCCUUUGAAAUUCGGCGAGUUCCAGGGCAAAUCUGACCUAGACUUGGAUGCGCAGAUGACCCUGAAGGCUAACGCGCUGAAGAGCGUCAAGAAGCGCAAGCUGGCCGAGAAGAUCGUGCUGAAGGCCAUGAAGACCACCGGGCACAAGUUUUCGCAUCACUUCGACCAGAAGCAGGAUCGAGCGCUGCCGGCAAACCCUGCGGAUGCUGGCCGUGACAUGCUGACCAAGGACGAGAUCAUUGCCUACAGGGCAAGCAAGAAGGCGAAGCGAGCUCGCGAGGCGACGAAUGCGUACUGUGCUUUCAAUGUACUGGAGGCCUUUGUCUCCGUGGUGGGCCUGG